Molecule: messenger RNA, 693 nt
Organism: Arachis ipaensis
Lineage: Eukaryota; Viridiplantae; Streptophyta; Magnoliopsida; Fabales; Fabaceae
Source: RefSeq, a predicted model, not a curated record
UGGUUGGUGAGUUUGGAUUCUUUGCUUCAUUUUCUGUUUUUGGAUUCUCUGGUUUUGAAGAAUAGUAUUAUCAAGAAUCAGCAUUUUAUUCUCAAUCUCCCCCAAUUUCUAGGGUUUUUGAGGAUCCCAAAUGGCGCUGAGGAACUUCGUCAACGAGAUCAGGGGUUUGAAGGUGAAGGAGCUUCCCAACUACAUCAAGCCCAAGUUAUCUCUCGAUUACAUCAAGAACUCCUUUAACCGCGGCUUGGAUAACUACUACACCAAGUACAUCGAAACCAGUUCUCCUGAUCCACUCUACCAUGUUUGCUUCGGCGGCAUGGUUUUGUCCUACCUCGUUAAUCUUCCCGAGGAGCGCCGCCACUACGAGCACCUCGAGCACGAGCGCCUCGCUAAGGCACACGGUUCCGCCGCCGCCCACCAUUGAUCUCCAAUCGGUUCCUGGUUGUUGAGUUCGAGAUGGUCCGCUUGCAUAAUCAUUUUGUUUGAAAAUCUGAAAAAUCAAGGCUUAACAAUGCUGUGGCCUUCAAUGUAUUUCAGCGCUUAGAUGGUUAAAUAAGUUUUAUUUGAUACAAUACUGGGUUUCUUUGCAUUAAAAAUGUUAAUUAAUUCUGCGAAAGGUGGACAUAUUUCUUGUUUCCCUUGCGUUUAAAGUGACAAUGGAAUUUGUGGAAGGUGAACAUAUUUCUUGGUCUC